Messenger RNA from Chelmon rostratus (copperband butterflyfish), 4034 nucleotides. RefSeq names its product IMP (inosine 5'-monophosphate) dehydrogenase 1b (gene impdh1b). Lineage: Eukaryota; Metazoa; Chordata; Actinopteri; Chaetodontiformes; Chaetodontidae. Gene Ontology annotation, molecular function: IMP dehydrogenase activity. Gene Ontology annotation, biological process: GTP biosynthetic process. Gene Ontology annotation, cellular component: cytoplasm. The coding region runs from base 125 to 1756 and encodes 543 amino acids. The transcript has 17 exons. The record is from RefSeq and is a predicted model, not a curated record.
UACAUAACACCAACACGCAGUAUCUGCAGCUACAGGCAGUCAUUCCUGCUUCACUUUCCUGCCGACCAGCACUUUCACGUCUUGGAGCCUCCACUUUCUCCAUCGAGCUGCUUUUCCUUCGAGCAUGGCGGAUUACUUAAUCAGCGGCGGCACAGGCUACGUUCCUGAAGAUGGACUCUCAGCUCAGCAGCUCUUCUCAAUCGGAGAUGGCCUUACAUACAACAGAUCUGACCAACAGUGCGUUGUCUCCGAUGGUCAUACGGCUGAAGAGCUAUGCUCUAAAGGAGAUGGGUUGACUUACAAUGACUUCCUGAUUUUACCGGGCUUCAUCGACUUUACCUCAGACGAAGUGGACCUGACAUCAGCGCUGACCAGGAAGAUCACACUGAAGACCCCUCUCAUCUCGUCCCCCAUGGACACAGUCACAGAGUCAGCCAUGGCAAUCGCUAUGGCGCUAAUGGGAGGCAUCGGCAUCAUUCACCACAACUGCACACCAGAAUUUCAAGCCAAUGAGGUCCGCAAGGUUAAGGUUAUGAGGUUUGAGCAGGGUUUUAUCACAGACCCUCUUGUGAUGAGUCCACGCCACACAGUCGGGGAUGUGUUUGAGGCCAAAGUGAGACAUGGCUUCUCUGGUAUCCCUGUCACAGAGACAGGCAAAAUGGGCAGCAAGCUGGUGGGCAUUGUCACCUCCAGAGAUAUCGACUUCCUUUCUGAGAAAGACCACGACAAACCUCUUGAGGAGGCCAUGACAAAGAGGGACGAGUUGGUGGUGGCUCCAGCGGGUGUGACACUGAAAGAGGCCAACGAUAUUCUGCAGCGCAGUAAAAAAGGCAAGCUGCCCAUUGUAAAUAAUAAUGACGAGCUGGUGGCAAUUAUCGCCAGGACGGAUCUGAAGAAGAACAGGGACUACCCGCUGGCCUCCAAAGACUCGCGCAAACAGCUGCUGUGUGGCGCCGCCAUCGGCACCAGGGAGGACGACAAAUACAGACUGGACCUGUUAGUGCAGGCUGGAGUGGAUGUGGUCGUACUGGACUCUUCACAAGGCAACUCGGUGUAUCAGAUCAACAUGAUAAAUUAUAUUAAACAGAAGUAUCCAGACUUGCAAGUGGUGGGAGGAAAUGUGGUUACAGCAGCCCAGGCCAAGAACCUUAUCGAUGCCGGUGUCGAUGCUCUGAGAGUCGGCAUGGGCUGCGGCUCCAUCUGCAUCACACAGGAAGUCAUGGCGUGUGGACGGCCCCAGGGGACCUCGGUGUACAAGGUAGCAGAGUACGCCAGGCGCUUCGGGGUGCCAGUCAUCGCUGACGGUGGCAUUCAGACUGUGGGCCACGUGGUGAAGGCUCUGUCUCUGGGAGCAUCGACUGUUAUGAUGGGCUCGUUGCUAGCGGCAACCACAGAGGCUCCAGGAGAGUAUUUCUUCUCAGACGGCGUGCGGCUGAAAAAGUACCGCGGUAUGGGCUCCCUGGACGCUAUGGAGAAGAGCACCAGCAGCCAGAAACGCUAUUUUAGUGAGGGCGACAAGGUGAAGGUAGCCCAGGGUGUGUCAGGCUCGGUCCAGGACAAGGGCUCCAUCCACAAGUUUGUACCUUACCUGAUAGCUGGUAUCCAGCAUGGCUGCCAGGACAUCGGGGCGAAGAGUCUUUCUGUCCUCCGUUCUAUGAUGUACUCUGGAGAGCUGAAGUUUGAGAAGAGGACCAUGUCUGCACAGGUGGAGGGAGGAGUUCAUGGACUCCACUCUUACGAGAAGCGGCUUUACUGAACGGGGGGGAUAGAGUGCAGCUCAGCAGUGCACGUGACAUACCCAAUCUAACAGUGACCAAAUGUUAAAUCGCCACUUCUGCUAAAAUACGCACCACCCACUACACCCUCUCUGCCUUCCCCUGCAUCGUACCCACAGUUACUCUCUCUCUGAUCCAAGCCUGCUGCUUUGGGGAGGAUAAGAGGCAACGUAGCGAAGUGAGAAUCUUCACACCUGACUCUGAACACCUGGGAUUUUGCACUCAAGAAGCGGCGCAUCAGGGUUUUCGGAAUGACAUACACACACACCUGUAUCGAGUAUGCAGCCGGUCCCACUUUUGCGUGUGUGUUGAUAAUAAUGACAAAAUGAGCUGAGUGUGUGUUUGGUGGAUUAUGAGUGUGUGUGAAAUAGUUUAAGCCGUUUGUUGGGACAAACAAAGUGAAGGUGCACUGUGUUUUCUUGUCCUGUUAAUAUUAGCUAAACCAGCCAUGGUGCAGAUCCCAUCAGCACCUUUUUUCUUUUUUUUUUUUUUGUGGCUUUUUUGGGAUGCACGCUUACCAGCACACCCCCUCGUUAGAAGCCUCUCCCACUUCUUAAACACACGAGUACAUACGUGCAGAAAGCAAGACACAACACUUGUCUCUCUAUGUGCAGUGUGUCCGUAUAUCGUGGCAAUGUUACUAUUUGUUUGCAUUUUAAGUCAUCACAGGUCCAAGCUACUUGAUGAACAGUAGCUGCUUAUAGCUCAGUGCAUAUUGUUUACUUCCUGUGUUGUGGAUCCUGAGGUACGAGAUAUUGGCCAUGGUGAUUGUCCUGUUGACUUUGUAUCCUCCAGUGUCGCCUACAAUCAGUAGACAGAACCCAGACCUGCAGUCUUUCCCACUGUGAACUUUCAUUUCCCCUUCAAAGACAUCUUGAGCCAAAUAACCAGUGUCCCAUCUCAGUGCAUAGUGUUCAUACGUUGAGCAUGGAAGGGACCAAAAGCUGAAGAAUCAGGUUUGUUUAAGAGAAGAAAACCUAAAAUGUUUCAAAUCAAUCAAAAAGUAGUUCGUAGUGAAGAGGAGGACAAUCUCUCUGCCCAUAAUUUGAAUACUUUUACAUAAAACUAACUUUAUAUAAUACCUGUAUAGUCUUGGGGGCAUUGAGUUGAAUUGAGCAUGAAGUGUUUUUGAUAUGCAUGUUUGUUUUUUCACUCAGCCAAACAUGGCUAUAUUUAUAUUCUGCUUUGUUGUAACUGCAUACAUACUGCCAAGUGUAUUUACACUUCCUCUGACACUCUUCUUUUUGUAACUUCAAAACCAAAAUUAGCGCAACAAGUCUCUUGUUACCUUGUCUUUGUGCAUUCCUUCGUUCUCGCAGCGUGGCAUAGGUUUAUUUCUGAUGUAUUUGUUUUGUUUUACCAGAGAUAUGCCUUGAACGGGGGAUGGAUAAAGGCUGCACAGCUCAGUGAAAAUUCAAAAUGCUACACACCCUCUCGCCUCCUUUUCUUACUUUGAAGCAGUAUUGCUCUGUUUUUAUCAUUCAGCUUAUGUAGGACUAUGCUUUUCUAACGUUUUCAUACUGGAUGUCUGUGCGGCCAGAUGUAAUUUUUUUUUUUUAUUUUAAUAAAAAGUCCCAGAUUGUAAGAGGUGAGUUGCUUUCUCUAACGUGCUAAUGUACUUUACCCUGCACAGGGUUCACUUGACUAACAAACAAAAGUCUUGCAAUUGGACGAAAUUGCAAGAAAGUGUACAUGAAAAUAUAUGGAGAAAUAUAUACCUAUAUUCAGAUGGAAAUGACGGCUGUUUUCAAUUUCACAUCUAAAGAGAAAAUUCAGGUUUAUAAAAUGUGUUAUUUGCAGAGUACUGAGUCUUGUUAGUCCAUCUACAGAGCACAAAUAUAGUGUUAAAUGAGAUACUGGGUUUACAGUUGUUUGUUUUUUGACUUUAGUGUUGCACUUUUUUAUGAUUUCAGCUUCACUUUAUUGCAAUAUGUUGCCAGAACACAGUGGGGGCAUCUGUAACCAACAACCAAAACAAGAAGCAAGGGCUUUGUAGAUGGACAGAAAAGACUCAGUAUUCAAUAAAUCCAUUAGGGGUUUUUGAGGAAUAUCACUUCAGAACAUGUUUACAGUAAAACACUCAACAGAGGAAAGUUGCUUUUGCUGUUCAAUAUGGUAAAAAAUAAAAAUAAAAAAAGAAUAAACAAAUCAAACUGUGUGUGGGACUACUGUCUUCUUGAAAGUGAGUUGCAAAGUCUCGCAUGAACCGCAAUUUAAAAGGAGACAAAUGUUAUAAAACAAUCUUUAUUAAACAAUGUG